AUGUCUCGAUCUAGUCCAUACCCGCUCGACCAGACGUUCACCCACACCGCCCAGACACACACCUCUACCGUACACUGGACUCGAAUCGGCUCAUCGUCUCUACCUACUUUGAUCUUUAUCCACGGUACACCCUGGUCCAGCUUCGUCUGGCACAAUCUCACAUCAACACUCUUAUCGCGGUACUGCAUCUACCUCUACGACCACCCUGGUUUCGGCCUCUCACCUGCUCCACAACGCACCAGCAGCGCCUCAUCGACGACUGAUGACGAAGCAGAGGACCUAGAUCCAAGUCUAACACUUCGCGCUCAGGCAUCGGCAGCACUGAUCGAGUCAUGGAACCUUCCCACCACUCCGCAUAUCAUCGCACACGAUAACGGAGGGCUCGUGAGUCUUCGUCUCCUCCUACAGCAUGACAUAAAGUUUGCGAGUCUGUGCCUCAUCGAUGUCGUCGUGCUUCCUAAUGCGGAGAAAUUGCCAUUCUUCCACUUAGUCGCCAAGAAUACGGAUGUCUUUACUUCGAUUCCACCACAUCUUCUGGAAGGACUGAUCAGAGGAUAUGUAAGGAGCGCUACGUUCCAUCCACUCCCGUCUGAGACCGAAGAUACAUUGAGUGUCCCGUGGUGCGAGGGCGGAAAGCAGGGGAACAAGGCGUUUGUGAGGGAGAUGGUUCAGGCGAGUAAGCGGGAUACCCUGGGGUUGGAAAGUGAAUAUAGUAGGGUAAGUGAGAUGGUGCCGACAAAAAUUAUCUGGGGAAGGGAUGACAAGUGGUUACCCAACGAGAUUGCUGGGAGGUUGGGCGAGGCGUUGGGUGUUGGAAGUGAGGAUGUCAUCGUUGUUGAGGACGCAGGGCAUCUGAUCCAUUAUGAUCAGCCUAGCCGUUUGGCAGUGGAGGUGGGCUUGUGGCUUGAUAGGCAUAAUAAGUCGUGA
Messenger RNA from Lithohypha guttulata, 927 nucleotides. RefSeq lists its product as uncharacterized. The record is from RefSeq and is a predicted model, not a curated record. The coding region runs from base 1 to 927 and encodes 308 amino acids. The transcript has a single exon. Lineage: Eukaryota; Fungi; Ascomycota; Eurotiomycetes; Chaetothyriales; Trichomeriaceae.